Dinoponera quadriceps is the source of this 1034-nucleotide messenger RNA. RefSeq names its product survival motor neuron protein (gene Smn). The transcript is spliced from 6 exons. Gene Ontology annotation, cellular component: nucleus; cytoplasm. Bases 152 to 913 code for a protein of 253 amino acids. Gene Ontology annotation, biological process: mRNA processing. NCBI's taxonomy places the organism in Eukaryota, Metazoa, Arthropoda, Insecta, Hymenoptera, Formicidae. The record is from RefSeq and is a predicted model, not a curated record. Gene Ontology annotation, molecular function: RNA binding.
AACGAAGAUUUACCUUCGGUUUCAAACAAGCAUAAGUUACCUCAAACAAUGGAGUUGUCGCAAAAUUGUGGUGGUGCACGUUGAAAAGUGUUGGACAUAUUUGCUCCUCAGGAACGAAAUUUAACUUACAUUGGAAUAAUUUCUCGCUAGAAUGUCUGAUAAUAGCAAUUUGCUAUUCGUCAGGGGAGACGGAGUUAAUGAAGAUGAAACCACCUGGGAUGAUACAGCUUUGAUAAAAGCAUAUGACAGAGCUGUCAGUUUGGCGAAGGAGGAAGUAGCUAAACGCAUUGCUAGAGAUCCUCAAGGCCGGCUGUCAAAACAACAGUCUCAAAAUUCUAAACGUUCAAAUCAAGCAAAGAAGCCUGUCAAAAAAUGGACCAUUGGUGCUCCAUGUCGUACAGUGUAUACAGCAGAUGGGGAAAUUUAUGAAGCUAUUGUAACAAAAAUUUAUGAAAAUUCUGAUGUAUGCAUGGUGAAAUUCAUCGGGUAUGAUAAUACCGAGGAAGUAAAACUGGAUUCUCUUCUGGAAUCCAAUGGAUUGGAAAGUCAGAUCGCUCAACAGAAGAAUGCCUUUGCGGAAAAGACUGAGCAGCAGGCUUGUGAUUCCGAUGCGUCCAACUAUUCCGUUCGACAGAACUCCAAACAGAUGAACGGCGAAAAGAUGGAUUGCGAUACGGAAGAUCCCAGGUUGUACAAAAAUAGCUUUAUGCCAGGGCCGUUUUUUGAUAUGUCAAUAGACGGAGUACCACCCGCACCGCCUUUGCCGCCGCAAUUAAUGGCCAAAUUACCUGAGAACGACACGGAUGCGUUAUCUAGUAUGUUAAUGUCUUGGUACAUAAGUGGCUUUCACACAGGUUACUAUCAUGGAAUGAAACAAGCAAAUCUAAAAUGGCAGAAGAGGAAGAACUGUUAAUAGUUUGAUGGUUUAACACAGUGGAAGCUUUUAUUUUCCAACAGAAUGCAACACGGCUUGUAUCAUGCACUCUGUAUUAAUAUAUAAGUUUGUAUCAAUAAAAUCAACGUUUACACGCGUU